This is a messenger RNA of Hevea brasiliensis (rubber tree), 827 nucleotides long. RefSeq names its product protein yippee-like At5g53940. NCBI's taxonomy places the organism in Eukaryota, Viridiplantae, Streptophyta, Magnoliopsida, Malpighiales, Euphorbiaceae. Gene Ontology annotation, cellular component: ubiquitin ligase complex. The transcript is spliced from 5 exons. The coding region runs from base 174 to 557 and encodes 127 amino acids. The record is from RefSeq and is a predicted model, not a curated record.
AAAAGGGAUUAAAAAUGAUUCGGUGAUUGAAACUUAAACUGGGCGAAAGCAGAAACUGUGAUAAGCAGCCAUUGGCCAUUUACCAUUUGGCAUGUAUUGACUGUUUACGGUACAAGAGAUUCGUUUGGGUGGACAUGAGAGAGCGAAAGUGCUGAUAGGCGUUGGAAGAGCUGAUGGGGAGAAUUUUUCUGGUGGAGUUAGAAGGCAGGUGUUACCGGUGCAGAUUCUGCGACACCCCUAUUGGUCUCGCCGAUGAUGUUCUUUCUCGGACUUUCAAUUGUCGUAAGGGGAGGGCAUAUCUGUUCAGCAAUGUGGUGAACAUAUCAUUUGGGGCUGUGGAAGAGAGGUUUAUGCUUUCUGGUAUGCAUACUGUGGGAGAUAUAUUCUGUUGUUGCUGUGGACAACUUCUUGGGUGGAAAUAUGUGGCAACACAUGACAAAAGCCAAAAGUACAAGGAAGGAAAGUUUGUUAUUGAAAGAUGGAGGAUAGUUGAGGAGGGGAGUGAGGAAUUCAAUUUGGAAGCUCUACCCAGUUCAAGUGAUGCAGAGAGUCAUUAGGAAUUUAAUGCAACUUUGUGAAAUCAAUGGUGCAGAAAGUAUUAGAGUUUUAGGAGCUAUAAACUUGAGACCUUGAAACCUCUGUAAAAAGUGCAGGUUUGGUGGAGUUGAGGAAUGGGGUUACAUCAAAGAAUUAGAAUAUGCGCAUUUAUAUCCUCUACGCACAUCAAAUCUUGAUUGCUGGAUUCAGAUGUGGAAGUAAUAGUUUUUGGAAGGGAUUAAAACCAAGAAAAUAAACCAGUUUCUGUAUUAUGGUAGCAAUAUUUGUUA